Molecule: messenger RNA, 1604 nt
Organism: Mycena citricolor
Lineage: Eukaryota; Fungi; Basidiomycota; Agaricomycetes; Agaricales; Mycenaceae
Source: the annotation of a GenBank genome assembly
CCACGACCAACAUGUCCACUCUUUCCUCGGUAGUGGCCGAGCUUGUUCGCGCCUCGAUGGGGAACUCCGUCCCGCAACAAGUCACAGACGAUGAUCUCGACCGCCACGUCGCCGAGCUCAUUCUCAAAGAGGCCAAGAAGAAGGCAGAGCGAUUCGGACAGGAUGGAAUCAAAGCGUACUUGCGUAGCGGGAUCUCGGAUAGCAGCGCUCCGCGCACGAACAAACGAUUCCUGACAUCCAUCAUACGAAGCACAGACGACCACAAUAGAACUAUUCUACAGGCACAAGCGCAAGCGGCGCAGGAACUGAAGCGCGAGAGAGACGAGCUCGAGAGGCGCGAGCGGCGGGCGCGAGCGGAAGAGGCGGUUGCAGCCGAGAAGAUGCGGCGGUCGCAUGGCAGUCGAAGCGGGGGCAGCCGGAGUCACCGAAAACGCGAGGAGAAGGAUGGGUGGGACCACUGGGAUGGCCGCACAGCUGAGCGGGCCAAGAGAAAACCACGAAACUGGGAAACAUGGGAUGGUGAGGACGAGGACGAGGACAAGAAACGUCGGGACGAGGGACAGGAACGGAAGCGGGAUAGAGACCACCGGCCGAGUCGGCGGCGGUCAAGGUCGACAGAUCAUCGACACAGGGACGACGACAAACACACUGCAUCCAAGCACCGUCGCGACCGCUCUCAGUCUCGUGAUCGCGGCGAGGGCAGCAGUUCGCGUCGGCACCGGGACGAAAAGCGGUCUAGUCGCAAGUCCCGGCAUCGAUCGCGCAGCCGGAAUCUGGAUGAUGAGAAGGAGGCGGGGACUUCUGCAAGCGGAAAGGAUCACCGCGACGGUUCACCUUCCAUGUCAUCGUCCACUGAAGCUGCGAACGGAAACGAGUCUCGCUCUGGGAAACGGAGACGCUCACCUUCUCCUGUGUCCAUGGAGACAAAUGCUGCUUCAUUCGUAGAUGCUGUCUCUCACGAAGACGUGCUGCGGAAACGAUUGAAGACGUCUGUAGACGACACGACGGUCAAGAAGCAGGAGGACCCCCAGGUCAAGAAGCAGGAAGAUUCGCAGGGAAAAAAGACGGAUAAAAACGGUAAAAAGGAAGAUACCAAGGGCAAGCAUAAAGUGCCGUUUGACGGGCGCCCUCCUGAACCGAAAGCACCGCCGCCUCCUCCACCGCCAUCAUUUCCUCCGCCAGCGAGGUCUAAGCGUGAAAGCAAGCGCCGAAGACUUUCGUCCUCGCCCUCACCAGGACCCGAGCCUGCUGCGCAGCUGCCGUCGAAGAUGGACAAGUAUUUCGAGGAGUCGUAUGAUCCGCGGCUAGAUGUGGCGCCGUUGACGGCACCGAAAGUGCCUGCAACUGGGAUGAUCAACAAUGCCGAAUACGAUGGUUGGGAUGCGAUGCUAGCAUUGCUGCGGCAGCGAGAGCAGGAUAAAGCGGAGCAAAAGAUGAUGGAACGGCUCGGGGCGAAGAGCGGUAGCAGCAGCAGUAAGACCAAGUUCACGUCGAGUGAAGUGGGCGAGCGCUGGACGGGAGGUAAUGCGAGUGUGAUGGAGAUUGAGUACGACAAACCAGGCUCGGUGCGCGAAUGGGAUUUGGGCAAGGACUUGAGUUUCUAG